CCAGGUGCCUGGGCCCCGCAGCCCCGCCCCACGUCGCUCCGCCUCGUUGGCCGCGUCCGGCGGGGUCCUGUCCUGCUUCGUCCUGCCGGCGCGCUCGUCGCACCCUCCCCGGCUGAGGCGCUUCCCGUUUCUCCCAGCGCGGCCAUGGCUCAGCAUUUCUCCCUGGCCGCCUGCGACGUGGUGGGCUUCGACCUGGACCACACUCUGUGUCGCUACAACCUGCCCGAGAGCGCCCCGCUCAUUUAUAAUAGUUUUGCUCAGUUCCUAGUUAAGGAGAGAGGGUAUGAUAAGGAAUUGCUCAGUGUGACCCCAGAGGAUUGGGAUUUCUGUUGCAAGGGUUUAGCAUUGGAUCUGGAAGAUGGGAACUUCAUUAAACUUGCAGAUAAUGGCACUGUGCUCAGGGCAAGCCACGGCACCAAGAUGAUGACCCCAGAGGCGCUGGCAGAGGCGUAUGGCAAGGAGGAGUGGAAGCACUUCGUAUCGGACACGGGAAUGACUUGCCGCUCAGGAAAGUACUAUUUUUAUGAUAACUAUUUUGACCUGCCAGGGGCUCUUCUAUGUGCCAGGGUGGUGGACUUACUAACAAAGCAUAACAAUGGUCAAAAAACAUUUGAUUUUUGGAAGGAUAUAAUUGCUGGUAUACAACACAAUUACAAAACGUCAGCUUUUAAGGAAAACUCUGGAAUGUAUUUUCCAGAAAUAAAAAGAGAUCCAGGCAGAUAUUUACACAGUUGUCCCGAAUCUGUUAAAAAGUGGCUUCGACAGCUAAAGAAUGCAGGAAAAAUUCUUUUGUUAAUUACCAGUUCUCACAGUGAUUACUGUAGACUACUCUGCGAAUAUAUCCUUGGGAAUGAUUUUGCAGACCUUUUUGACAUUGUGAUUACAAAUGCAUUGAAGCCCGGUUUCUUCUCCCAUUUACCAAGUCAGAGGCCUUUCCGGACACUCGAGAAUGAUGAGGAGCAGGAGGCGCUGCCAUCUCUGGAAAAACCUGGCUGGUACUCCCAAGGGAACGUUGGCCACCUCUAUGAACUUCUGAAGAAAAUGACUGGCAAACCUGAACCCAAGGUUGUUUAUUUUGGUGACAGCAUGCAUUCAGAUAUUUUCCCAGCCCAUCACUAUAGUAACUGGGAGACAGUCCUCAUACUGGAAGAACUCAGAGGGGACAAAGUUGUAAGGAGUCACAGACCUGAGGAGUCAGAGCCUCUAGAGAAAAAAGGAAAAUAUGAGGGACCAAAGGUAAAGCCUCUAAGUACCUCAUCUAAAAAAUGGGGCUCUUUUUUUAUGGAUUCAGUUUCGGGACUGGAAAAUACAGAAGAUUCCUUGGUUUAUACAUGGUCUUGUAAGAGAAUCAGUACUUACAGCACUAUUGCAAUUCCAAGUAUUGAAGCUAUUGCAGAAUUACCUCUGGACUACAAAUUUACAAGAUUCUCUUCAAGCAAUUCAAAAACUGCUGGCUACUAUCCAAACCCUCCAUUGGUCUUAAUCAAAUGAUGAGACACUGAUAACCAAAUAAAAAUUCUUUACAAUUGAAGUGAAGAACCACAUAUGCAGCAAAUGUACUGUAAAAAGAAAUGUUAAUUUUCAAAAAAUACUGUAAUGCUUUAGUAAAAUCCUUUAUAGAAAUAAGUUUUUAAUGAAACUUGACCAAGAAAUUGAUAUUUGUCCAUAAGUCUCCUUUCUAUAUAAAUCAUUUCGAUGUUUAACAAUUCUCAUUAAAAUUUCAGUAUCCUAGAACU
Propithecus coquereli (Coquerel's sifaka) is the source of this 1736-nucleotide messenger RNA. It is a transcript of the gene NT5DC1, whose product is annotated as 5'-nucleotidase domain containing 1. The record is from RefSeq and is a predicted model, not a curated record. The transcript is spliced from 12 exons. NCBI's taxonomy places the organism in Eukaryota, Metazoa, Chordata, Mammalia, Primates, Indriidae. Gene Ontology annotation, molecular function: 5'-nucleotidase activity. The coding region runs from base 145 to 1491 and encodes 448 amino acids.